Messenger RNA from Branchiostoma belcheri (Belcher's lancelet), 2183 nucleotides. RefSeq names its product tetraspanin-4-like. The record is from RefSeq and is a predicted model, not a curated record. Gene Ontology annotation, cellular component: membrane. The transcript is spliced from 7 exons. The coding region runs from base 150 to 887 and encodes 245 amino acids. Lineage: Eukaryota; Metazoa; Chordata; Leptocardii; Amphioxiformes; Branchiostomatidae.
GGUCGCUUCCGAGGCUAAUGACCAUACUUGAUCGCUAUCAGAGAUGCCGUGUCAGUGAGACGAAGUGUUGCUACAUUUCUGUGCCAUUUUGGACGCUUUCCUGCACGAAUUUCCACCAGGCCUAGAAAGUAUCAGUGGAAGACUCUAAGAUGGUGGAAGGAGGUUGUGGAAAAUGUAUCCAGUACCUGAUGUUCACAUUCAACCUGCUGUUUUGGCUGGCUGGCUGUGGCAUCCUGGGAGUUGGGAUCUGGCUGAGGGUGACCCAGGGUGACUUUGCCACCUUGGUUCCCAGCAUCCCCUUCGUGACGGCGCCGAACCUGUGCAUCAUCGCGGGCGUCAUCGUGAUGGUGGUCGGCUUCAUCGGAUGCUGCGGUGCCCUGAAGGAGAACAAGUGUUUGUUGUUGACCUUCUUUGUAAUGCUGUUCAUCAUCUUCUGUCUGGAGAUCACAGCUGGUGCUCUGGCCUAUGUCUACAGGGACCAUUUGGAGCAGUUUGCCCGUGAUGACCUGAUGCGAGGUAUGGACCAGUACGGCAUGGCGGGGCAGUCCGGGCUGACGCGUGCCUGGGACCUGUUCCAGACUGAGAAGCACUGCUGUGGAGUCAACAACAGCACUGACUGGUUUAAGCGCCCUGUGUGGCCCAACCAGAGCUGGGUUCCCGACUCCUGCUGUAAGCCUGAGUUCCGCCCUAACGAAAACUGUGGACAGUCGGGAAUCACUCUGCAGUUCUUUGAAGACGGCUGCGUCUCUGCUCUGAAGACUGACUUCAUGUUCAACCUGGGUCUGAUCGGAGCUGUGGGGAUCGGGAUCGGCCUGAUCCAGAUCCUGGGCAUGGUGUUCGCCCUCUGUCUGUUCUACAGGAUCAGGAACGAGGGAACGUACGCGUAGAGAUGGCAGAGUCAUGACGAAGACUACAAUUUGUGAUUAUUCAGUUCUCAUAGUGUGGAUGAAAUUGGGGUAAAAAAUUGGAGACAUGAAAUCUAUUAUUGAUAUUUACAAAACUUAUGCUAGAAACUCAUAGUAAUACUUCUUAACACCCCAACCGCUCUUCUGAACAUGAUAAUAUUGUAUGUAUGGUAACAUUAAAAAUCUAUAUUCAUUAAUUAAAUAUCUGCUAGAAUCUCAACCCAACCCAGCUAUGUGAUCUUCUGAACUCUAUAAUACAAAAGUACUAUGAUGUCAAACAAAAAGGAAAAAAAGCUUUUGCAGCAUUAACCACCAUACAAAUGAAAUGAAAAGAGCUGACAGACCCCUGUAUUACUCUACAUUUUAACCCAUUUUGUAUAUUGUGUCUAAUUGUAUUGGUAGUCUUGUAAGAUAUUUGUGAAUUUAGUAGUAGAGUGAGAGCUGUUGGUAUUAUAUUUGAUGAGCCUGCUGUACAAACGUGUUGUGCCAGAAGCCAUGGUCCAGAGAUACAAAGUUGAUCCAAAUGAAUGUUAUUGAGGGGCUUUUAACUAAUCUCUAACAGGAUGAGAGGGUUUUUGGUGUGUGGCCACGGAGCUGUGUUGUUUGAUACUGAGGAGACAAGCUACAAUCAUGUUAUCAUGUAAAUCCCAGGAGUUGAGUGUCCAAGAGAAACAAGUUGCAAAAUCACACAGUAACAUUUUUAAAUUAUGACCUUUCUCAUCCUAUAGUUGUAGCUUUGUCAACAUCAGGUAUGUCCAAGAUAGGCACUUGAUUGGCUUUGUAUGUCCUUUUUCUAUGACAUUUCAUCCAAACAUAUCAUAAUAUACAUUUCUACUUUUGAUAUCCAUAAGACUUUGUAACAGAUAUGAAACAAAUUUCAGUAAAACCAAAUGAAAGAAGUCAAUUUAAGGUGACUGCAUGAAAUAUCUUCUUCAUCCAACAAGUUGAACAUUUAACUUUUUAAUAAAGGCUUCAGAAUGUCAGUAUGGAUGUUAGAACCAGUUGAACUUGUUGACUGUUAGUCCACUUUAAAAGAAAGUAAAAGUACAUAAUAAAGUUAUUGUUAUUUCUUCAUGUAUCAUAGUCACCCCACAUGCCAUGGUAUGAUUUUAUUCUCUACUUUCAUGACAAAAGUUGCUAUUUCUUUUGUUCUUUGUUUUAUCUAUGCACCACUGAAAUUUUUUAUUGUAGUCAGGAACAAUAAACCAGUAGAAGGUUAUUCUUUGUGAAUUUAGAAUUUUUAAUUCAUCCUGAUAUAAAGAAUUUUUAUGUAUAUUA